Molecule: messenger RNA, 17995 nt
Organism: Podarcis lilfordi (Lilford's wall lizard)
Lineage: Eukaryota; Metazoa; Chordata; Lepidosauria; Squamata; Lacertidae
Source: the annotation of a GenBank genome assembly
UAAGAAACAGAAGUUCCUGGCCCAAACAUGAGCUGCUGCGCUCCUUUCCAGGAUGUCUCUUCUGGGGGUCUGUUGUCUUGUGGUCCUGGCUUCCUUCGGACAGGCUUCAGGGACAGUCGGUAAGCCCAAAUUCCCUCUGGCUCUUUCGUUUCUACUCAUACGUUUGCUGGGUUAUCCUCCAAAGGGUGCAAAGUCUAAAAAGGAGAGCCUGCUGUUGGGUUCACUUUCUCAAAGUCUCUCUGCUGCUGGCCGGAUUUGACAGGGAGUGACGAUUUAUGGCAAGGAACAAGCUUGUCGGUCUAUCAGUGUGGAAGGAGUACACUCAGAUGGAAAAAGGCAGCAGGGCGAAAGGAGAUGUGGGAAUGAAUGUCUGGCUAAAAAUGGGAUGUAAAAAGAUUUCCUUUUUCUCACACGCUGGCUGGGGCCGAUGGGAGUUUCAGUCGGAAGCAUUGGAAGGGCAGCAGGGCUGUGAGGGCUGCCAUAUGCAGCGUUGAAUGCUUUGAGCUUCUGCACGGUGGAAGGAACCCUCUGCAGGGGCCUAUUCUAUGGUUACCAGAUUUUUUUCAAUGAAUCCGGGGACACAUUAUUAUUAUUAUUAUUAUUAUUAUUAUUAUUAUUAUUAGCUUUAUUAUCCCUAAUUACAUCUAUACAUCAGCUGUUUUGCUGUCUUGAGAAGUCCGGAAGAGGAGAGAAACCUGGGGGGUGGAGUUGGAAGCAGAGUUUGAGAAUACAGUGGUACCUCGGGUUACAUAUGCUUCAGGUUACAUACGCUUCAGGCUACAGACUCCGCUAACCCAGAAACAGUACCUCAGGUUAAGAACUUUGCUUCAGUAUGAGAACAGAAAUCGCGCUCCGGCGGCGCGGCGGCAGCAGGAGGCCCCAUUAACAAAAGUGGUACCUCAGGUUAAGAACAGUUUCAGGUUAAGUACGGACCUCUGGAACGAAUUAAGUACUUAACCCGAGGUACCACUGUACGACCGUGGGAUGAUCACAGAUUUGGAAAGGACCUCUGAGGGGCAUCUAGGCCAACCCCCUGCAAUGGAGGUACCUCAACUCAAGCAGCCUCAACUUAAAAGAACAUAAUGCUUCCCUGCUCCAAUUUGACUUCUGCAGUUCCUGGCCAUCGGGGACACGAUUUCAUUCAUGCUCUCUCUCACGCUCAGCUGCCCGGCUCUGCAUCAACUCCACCGCCGCUCCAGUUGGCCGAGGGGAUUGAAGUCAUCUCACCCCUCCGUGCCUUGCCCAGCGGAGAAACUGCCCCCCUCGCACCCCUCCUGGGCAACUGCACACCGCUCGCCCGUGACUCCCGAGCCUCCCGCGAUCACUUGCCCCCUUCCCCCUUCAUUUUGAGAGUCUCACAGGGUGCAAAAGAGCUUUGCACCUCGCCCAGCAGAGAAACUGCGCACCUUGCACCCCUCCUGGGCAAUGGCCGCCCACCCAUAACCUCACAAAAAAAAGGGGGUAGGAGAUCGGGAGAGGCUCAGGAGUCACGGGCAGGUAGCGCACCGUUGCCCAAGAGGGAUGCAAGGCACACAAUUUCUCUGCUGGGCAAGGUACAAAGCCCUUCUUUCGCACCCUUUGAUUCCCCCCCCCACCUCUGCCUCUGCCUGCGCAAAAACUGUCUUCCCACCCCUCCAGCUGCAUAUUACUCCAGGAGACCAGGAUGUCACAUUUCCCUGGGACGUUUAAUGAAAUCCAGCGAUGGAAUGUGUCCUGGAACAGAUUUGCAAAUCAGGGGUCUGUCCCCGGGAAAUGGGGACAUCUGGUACCCCUAGCCUAUUCAAAUGUGGUGACCUCAAGAUGUUGUCAGACUCCAACUCCCAUCAACCCCUGCCAGCAUGGCCUAUGACCUGGGAUGAUGGGAGUUGUAUUCCAAGCAAUAAAUAGAGGGCAACACGUUGGCUGCUCCUAUUCACCAUGUUGGCCUAUUCCAGGAUGGUUAACAACCAAUCCUUCUUCCUGGGGAACUGUAGGAAUUGUAGCUCUCUGAAGAAAAUAGGAGUCACCCAACAACUCUCAGCCCCUUUAACAAAUGCCACAGCAUUGGUGAUCGCAAGAUCUUGUCAGUACCUGCUGUCACCGUUGCUGCUUUGUGUCACUACGUAACCCAGGGAGGGGAUGCUUUGGUGGCGGUGGUGCACUGAAAUGGGACAUACUAACUCUGGCUGCUACACACCCCGUUAAGGGAAACUUACAGGCACCUAUGGACUUUCCCUAACAGGUAAAUAGGCACUCGUUUUUUUUAAGUGAGUUUUCAGCAUUUGGGUGCGGAAGUGGACUCUCACCUCUUUGCAGUGCUCCUGUCCAAAUCACAGAUACCCCGCAGAUACUUUCCCAAAAGAAUUUCAGCCACAGAAUUCCAGAUAUGGCCCUAAAGUUAUCAACUGGGUGUUUCAACAUAUGAAAUGGGAUAAUGCCAGGCAGCUGUGCAAGAUUGGUUCACCGUCUCUCUUUUGAUCUGAUCAUUUUUGCAUAAUCUUCACUUCCCUUUUUUAUAUAUACUAGACUAUCAUUUCCUGCUGGGUGGUUUGGGCGCUUUCCAAUUACAUAUAUUUGCCCUAUAGGGAAGUUUAGUAAAAUAUUGUUUUGCGAAUAAGUUUGUAUUCUUCCCCACUUCCUUAUCCAAAUUGCUCAGCAGCAGUUUUUGUGGGGUAGACAAACACCUGACCAAAGAUGGAUAUUGACGUAGUAGGUGGAAUCUACACACAUAUAAAAACCGUUCUGAAAAUGCUUUUUUAAAAACAUACUUUGAAUUUUCCGUAAGGUUCACCAUCACCAUCUAGUGCACUUAAAGCACACUUUGUUGUUGUUUAGUUGUUUAGUCGUGUCGGACUCUUCGUGACCCCAUGGACCAGAACACGCCAGGCACUCCUGUCUUCCACUGCCGCCUGCAGUUUGGUCAAACUCAUGCUGGUAGCUUCGACAACACUGUCCAACCAUCUCGUCCUCUGUCGUCCCCUUAAAAGCGUUUUAUUUGCAGUUGUAUAAUGGGAGUCUAUGGGACGCGGGUGGCGCUGUGGGUUAAACCAAAGAGCCUAGGGCUUGCCAAUCAGAAGGUCGUGGUUCGAAUCCCCACGAUGGGGUGAGCUCCCGUUGUUUGGUCCCCGCUCCUGUGCACCUAGCAAUUCGAAAGCAUGUUAAAGUGCAAGUAGAUAAAUAGGUACCUCUCCGGCGGGAAGGUAAACGGUGUUUCCGUGAGCUGCUCUGGUUUCACCAUGCUGGCCACAUGACCCGGAAGCUGUACGCCAGCUCCCUCGGUCAAUAAAGCGGGAUGAGCGCUGCAACCCCAGAGUCGGCCACGACUGGACCUAAUGGUCAGGGGUCCCUUUACCUUUUAAUGGGUGUCUAUAGUGCUCCCGUUUUUGAUAAUUGCAACUGCAAUCACAUUUCCCCUUUAAAAAGGCAAAAUUGUUGUAUUGCAGGAGUUCAUAGCUUGGGAUCAUUCUCUAAGAAGCCAUCGCUAUGUAUGCAUAUGUAACCAUGACACAUUCCCUGGGCAUCAUUACGGAAAGUCUUGAAAUAGAUAGUGGUUAGCAGCCCUUGGGCCAAUCCCUCUCCCUCACAGAGUUGUUCUGAGGACAAAUUGUGCGGAAGGGCAUAUUUGUGUGAAAGUGCUCAGAGAAUGGGGGAAGUUGCCUUAUCCUGAAUCCUAGCUCCAUAUUGCCCACACUGACAGGCAGCCGCUCUCCAGAGUUUCAGACAGGGAGUCUGUCUCCCAACUCUACCUGAAGAUGCCAGGAGGUGAACCAGAGACCUUCUGAUUGCAAAGUAGAUGAUCUACCACUGAGCUACAACCUUCCCCCAACUGUUUUUUUUUUUUAAUGGAGGAGCAUUCAGUCACAUGACACUUGCCUCUGCUCUGCCACCCUGCAGUCUGAGGCAGUUUAGCCCAAGUAUAGAUUUAUUGCCUCACCCAGAAACAGGCUUCACUGUGCUGAGAAGACACAGGUUUGCACAGGUCGGUUGUCUUUGUUGUGACCAUCCUUUCUCUCCCCUGCAGCACUUUAAAAAUCAUUAUUGUUUAUAGUUUUUAUUCAGUACCAAAAUGACACAUUUAUGGAACAGAGGAGAGUCACUGCAUCAGUAUCAAAAGACAGGCACUUGUGUGUACCAUCCAUUGAUCCACACGCAUUCGCAGAGACACACAAGGGAAAGCCAAGGGUUAUUGCUCUAGCCCCCAAAUUCAACAAACCACCUUAGAUGAAGAAGCCCGUUGCUCAACUCCAGUUCAGGCAAAUAAGCCUUUAUAUGCAGGCCAAAUGUCAGAGAACUUCUUGUCCUGCCGCUGCCUGUGAAAACCUGCCCGCUUGUAUGCUGCCAAUGUUAACAGAACGUUUGAUGGCUGUACAAUUGGGGGUAAGAGGCGUUCUUCCCAAUACAGUGGAACCUCGGGUUACAUAAAGUCCCCCUUACGAACGCUUCGGGUAACGAGCUCCACUAACCCAGAAGUAGAUGCUCCUGGUAGCGAACUUUGCCCUGGGAUGCGAGCGGAAGUCGCGCGCCAGUGGCACAGUGGCAGUGGGAGGCCCCAUUAGCGAAAGCGCACCUCAGGAUAAGAACAGUUUCAUGUUAAGAACGGACCUCCGGAAUGAAUUAAGUUCGUAACCAGAGGUACCACUGUACUGCAGCGUCAGCACCCACAGAAUCCAGUUUCACUGCCCCUCAGUGAGGUCCUGUCACACUGAGAUACAGUUCAACAUCCACUUAUGUCAAAUAUUUCUCUAGAAUUAGAUUAACAAGUGUGAGGACCUCGGACCAGAGAGGGGUAACCAUUAGGCAGGCCCAUAUCAUAUGUACUAAAGAUUCUCCACAGUUCCAGCCUUUGUCCACGCUUGAAAUGCAUUUAGGUGAGGUGGUAGGAAAGAUUCUUUUAAAUAGGUUAUUGGGGGAGUGUUUUAAUUUUUGUUUAUUGCUGUUUUUAAAUUGAUUUUAAUGUUUUUGUUAUGUUCUUUUUUUUAACCGUGUGAUUUGCUUUGAGGCACUUGAGUGCAAGAAUGCAACUAAUUCAUAUUAAUAAGAAUACUACCAACUCAGGUAAUGAAUAAAUGAGGCCCAAAGGGUGGGAUUCUCAUCCAGAUUAUGAGGUUUCCUCACAGAUGUUCCCUGUGGGCUUUGCCUUAUCUGAAUUAAUAGUAGGGUGGUUGUGCUUUGGAUCUUCUGCCUGAGCAAGGAAAAGUCUUGGGCUAGCCUUGUGAAGACGAAAUGAACCCCAGGACACUUAAGGAAGUCUUCCUUUCCAACAGGCCAAGAAUUCCUACUAUCACCUCCUCAAAAUCUGACGCUCGUGUCGAAGGAUUUCCAUCUGUUCUUGACAUGGCUGCCAGCUGCUGCUGACCUUCCUGGAGUAACCUACACUGUUCAAUGGAUGUGAGCAUCAAAGAAAAGAGCAAUGGCUAGAACAACCUUCCCCCAGUUUGGUAGCCCUCCAGAUGUUUUGGACUACAAUUCCCACCAACUUGCUGGCAGCUGUGGCUGCUGGGAGUUGUAGUUCAAAACAUCUGAGUGACAUCAGAUUUGGAAAGGCUGGACUAUAAUUUCCACUUGAUUUUUCAGGGAUAUUACUAGCACAUAAGAAAUUGGAGGCAGUGGGUGUGUUUAUGUCUCCCAAUUAAAAAAAUCAUCUUCUAGUUUGUGCAGGAUGAGCUAGGUUCACACACCUCUCAGAGAAAAUGGGGGGAGGACAGUCUCCCAGAUGACCUGUUUAUUGAGCAUUCACACCUGAUUUGUUUGCACAAAGUUUACAGGGAGGUGCUGUCAUGCCCACCAUUUAUUGAGUGUUCAUUGCAGGGAGCUUAUCCAAUGUCACAUGAAGUAAUUGUCACCCCACACUUUCCAGAGCAUUUCCCCAUCACUUUCCUUACUGCAGUAAGUAAGUGUGUGUGUGUGUGUGUGUGUGUGUGUGUGUGUGUGUGUUUUGUCCAAGAACGCCAAAUACUCAUUAAUUGCAUGACUUGUAUUUGGUGUUUUGCAAUGGAAGCCCACCUGCAAAAAUAGCUUUGGCCUGAAGUGGCCUUUGACUUGAAUACGUUGUGUAACACCAGUCGCUUGUCAGAACGGCCUAGUCCAUAGGUCAGGCUCAGACUGGUUUGGAAAUUUACAGUGCUAUUGGGUUGGGCAAUCCAUUUUUAUCCUUUGACAAUAUAUUUCUGGGGUGAAGGGCAUAGUUACAUGCACACAUUAAACAAAACAGGAAACAAGUAUGGCCAUAUUCACACCAUACAUUUAAAGCACUGUUGUACCACUUUAAACAGUCAUGGCUUCCCUCAAUGAAUUAUGGGGGCUGUAGUUUGUUAAGAGUGUUGAGAGUGGUUAGGGGGCCCCUAUUCCCCUCACAGAGCGACAGUUCUCGGUACAAUCAAUCCCUCUUCACAGGGAACUCUGGGAACUGUAAUUCUGUGAGGGGAAACAGAGGUCUCCUAACAACUCUCAGCACCUUCACAAACUGCACUUCCCAGAAUUCUUUGGGGGCAGCCAUGGCUGUUUAAAAUGACAACAUAGUCCUUUAAAUAUAUAGUGUGAAUGUGGCCUAUAUGUGUAUGUAUAUGUAUGUUUAUAUUGCAUAUACACCAUAUUUAUAUUCUGUAAAAAAAUUGCUAUGCAGGCAAGGUUAUUUUGUUUUGUGACAGCUCUUCUAAAUCAUAUGUCUAUAAAGAAUGGUACACUUUCUCAGAUAUUUUGUUGAGCUUGUCAUUUAAAAACAAAGACGAUCCUUUAGGGACUGAGUAUUGGCAAAGCCCCAUCUAAUCUCCACCCCUGGCGACAAUUGGCUGCUGACUGUUCUUCAGAAUUGAAAUCGUCACAUCCUCAUGUGAAUCUGAAUACUAACCCGCCACCGCUGUGGCUUCUUCCUGCAGGGAGCCUUACGGACUUCAAUGGGACGACUUUUUACCCUGUAGGGACAUCUCUGAAACAGUCUGCAACAUAACUUGCAUGUCUCCAGAACUGGACAACAGAUACUCAGUCCAUGUGAAAGCUCAGAUGAAGAAUAACUCUGGGAUGGCCUCUUCCAAAUGGGUGGAACUGAAUAAUAUUGACUACACUGUUCAAGGUAUGGCUGGUAGGACCCUGAGAUCAAGGUGCAGAGGGCGGUUGUACUAAUGCUGCCAAUUGUUAUUUUGUGAAAUGGAAGGUUCUGCUCACAAUUCUGUCCCAGAAGACCUAAUAAGUGAAAGAGAGGAGGGGAACUUCUUAUAAGGCCAGAGUUCCUUUCUCUCCAGACAGCCUGGCAGAUAGGGAUAAAACACUAAUACCUUGAAAUAUACUCAGAGUCGAGUGUGGAUUUCAUGCUCUUUAUUCAGCUCGUAGUGAGGAAUGAAAGUUCCCCCAAAAUAUCUGCUUUAUAUACAUUAUUUACACAAUGGGCCACACGUGAUUUGCUAAUUCCGGGAUUCUCCCGUGGGCCAAUCAGGUUGUGGAUUCACUUCCACCUGGAGCUGGAUUGGGUGGCUCCUGCGGACCAAUCAUACUGCUGCAUUGUUCUAGGACCAAUCAGACUGCUGCAUUCUGAAUCCUAUUGUUCUAGGACCAAUCAGACUGCUGCCUUUUGGAUCCUGUUAAACUCAGUACAUAACAUACCUGAUGGGAUUAACCUUCCCCAACCUAGCACUCAUUGGCAGUGAAGCAGAAAGACACGGAACUGUGUCCAAAAUAACUGGAGGGCACCAGGUUGGGGAAGUUGAGAUUGAGCAAAUGCUGUGGUUUAGAAAGGCCCAGGUAGCUCACCUGACAGGCCCAUAAAUGAGCAGGAAUUUCAGGACACUUCCAGACAUAUUAUUAAAAUUGUGCACUCAUGAUGAUUUGUGCUCAGGGUGGCAUUGAGGUGUCUAUAUGCAUUCUCUCUUCCAAAUACUACUUGUACCUGCAAAAGUUUCAGAGCAACCAUAUUGCCUUCGUUUCCAGUCAGCACAUGCCCUGCAGCUUCCUGCUGAAAUCCUGUAACUUUUUAUACCACAGAUGUCCCAGUUUUGUUGCUCUAUAGCUCAAGAGUGCUGUACCGGACAGUAGUAACGUGGUAUCAUUCAGAAAGCAUUGCAGAACGACAGAUAAAGCAGAAUGAUGUGUAUUAUUCCAUCAGUGAGAUGUAGAAGACACUGGCAACAACCAAGCAUUUGGGGGUGGGAGUAUUUACUCCUCUCUGUCUCUCUCAAUAUUGCCCUAACAUCUGUCCAAUCGUUUCCAGUGGAACUUGCUCCCCCAAUUCUGCAACUGAAAAAGACUGAAAAUGCUCUUGAUGUGAGCGUUGCUUUCUCCCACCCAUCCUGUGUAGAGGCCACAUUUCAAGACCUGACCUAUGACUUGGAGUAUGGCAUCGAUGGAGCAGGGAAACCAGUAAGUAGGCGGUGGAUAUGCAACUUCAAAAUCAUCUGCAGACAUCCUUCUUGAAAGUCAUUGUCAUUUACAUUUAACAAUCCUUCCUCAUUUCAGGGCUUGCUUAGGGAGUGCUUAUUAAACUUGUAUCCCACCCUUCCUUCCAUUGAAAAGCCUCUUGUGUGUGGUGCAGUGGACCUCUUCAAAGUGCAGCUGGUGUAUACUUUAAACCAGGGGCGGGGAUCCUCAGGCCUCGGGGCUGAAUGUGGCCCUCCAAGCCUCUCUGUCUGGCCCUUGGUACUCUCCCCAGGCCACACCCCCUCACUAGCCCUGCCUUGCACCCCAGCUGUUUUUUGCCUGGCUUGAAAUCGUUCUAGAACCAUGCUAAUGCCUCUUGGUGGACAAGGAAGGGGCAAGUCCACUCAGUUUCUCAUUUUUUCCAACCUUAAGUUCAGUUCUCUGCAUUUCUGAAGCAAUUUAUCCCCUCCAUUGUUUUUAAAUUCUUGUGAGAAUUUGUCAGCAUUUUAGUGCAUGUUUCUCCUGUUAACCACAUUUUGCAUGCCGCUUUGACUAUUUUACACAUUUUUGCAACCCCAUUUCCCCUCCUAUAAUGCAUUUUUGUCUGUUAUUUUCAACUUCAAUAAUGUAUGCAUUUUUGUACACAUUAUUUGGCUGGAGAAGUGCAUGGUGAAAUUUGGAAAGCACAAAUUUUCAAACACUCGCUGUGUUCCAGUUUGUGUUUUAUAUGUAUAAAAAAGUGUGAAUUUGUCCCCCGUUUCCCAAUGAAAUGCAAGUUUCUAAAAUGUAAAAUAAAAAUUGAGCAUCCCCCCUCUCCAACCCUAGUUUGUUCAGGGAAUCGGCUUCCUUCUGUUAGGAGUGUGUGCAGGAGCCGGGCCCUGUGACUGGUAGGGCCUCGCAGGACUGAGUUUGGCCUGGAAGGGCAAGGUGCAGCCGCACAGGUUAGGCUUGACAGAAGACUCGUAGCACCUGGUGGCAAGGGCCGGGAGGGGUCUAGAAGACCAGCAUUUCCCUCUGGCUCUUUGCCACAGCAACACGCUACCCAUCUAGCUGUGCUUCGGCCUCCUGACUCCUGGUUUCCUUACCCUGAAACUCUUGGCUUCCUGACUCUUGGUUUCCUGAUUCAUGGACCCCUGGACUGCUGAUUCCUGCUUCCCGACCUCCACCCAGCGUACCAAGCCGGGACUCCGACUGCCUGUAACCCGGACCAUGACACCUUCCCUCUUUUGGCAAAAGAUAAGCAGAACAAAGAGAAAGGAGUCUCUUACCAGUUAGAAACUUUAAUGAUCACAGUGAGAGAACAAAGAAUACAUUCAUCGGAAUGAAGGUGCUCCCAAUUAUGGCUUCUACCCACUUCCUCUCUAGUCACCCACAUCACCACCGCGUCUUGCAACCUGAGCUUGCAACCACUUUCUUAUCUGCUUUCUUAUCUGCUCUUCUUGACCUUGGACUGAGCAAGCGACAGUGAGUCUGUUAACUCUCUCCCUCCCAGUUCUCCUCCUCCUAGCUGUUCCCCAUCCAGUACAGUGGUACCUCAGGUUACAUACACUUCAGGUUACACACUCCGCUAACCCAGAAAUAGUGCUUCAGUUUAAGAACUUUGCUUCAGGAUAAGAACACAAAUUGGGUUCCGGUGGCGCAGCAGCAGUGGGAGGCCCCAUUAGCUAAAGUGGUGCUUCAGGUUAAGAACAGACCUCCGGAACGAAUUAAGUACUUAACCCGAGGUACCACUGUAUUUCCCAGCUUCUGCAUUCUGAACUAUGCCCCUCUGCAAACUACUGUUUCAAAUCUAUGCUGUCAUCCUGCUCCUGAGAAGAUUCAGGAUCCUGAUCAGGAGCAGGGGGAGGAAAAGGCUCCCACCAUUCCUCCUCAGUGGAGCCCUCCUCAGCACGGUCCCUGACCCUGUCGAUUUCAACCCCCUUUGCUUUUCUUAUCUGCCAGAGGAACUACACUGAGAUGAAGAAGAAUGUUCUGGGCUUCGACACAACACACUGGAGCAGUGGCAGAUACUGCUUCCGUGCCCGUGCCGUCAUGAGUGGAAAACGGAGCAACUACUCGAAACCAGUUUGCACUCUCUUGCAUGAAAAAGGUACAGGGAAGGAGGAAACGGGGGUGCCUGUGCAAAGACUUUACUGUCCAUUUUGUCUACUUGCCCUGAUCCAGCAUGUGCAGGGCAGGCUUGUGCACAUGCAGUUUAGAUGGGUUCAAAUGGAUGUUUGAAGCUGCAUUGUGAUCACACUGCUAAAAUAGAUAGCUUUGCCUCUUUAUGUAGAUGGGAACAGAUCCCUGUGGCCUCAUAUUGGGUAGCCCCACAUUCCUGGAAUAUAUCCAGAGACAUUGUGUGCCAAGGAAGCUUUGUUUUAUUAAUAAUAAUAAUUUAUUAUUUAUACCCCACCCAUCUGGCUGGGUUUCCCCAGCCACUCUGGGUGGCUUCCAACUGAAUAUUAAAAACAAUACAGCAUCAGACAUUAAAAACUUCCCUAAACAGGGCCGCCUUCAGUUGUCUUUUAAAAGUAAAAUAGUUGUUUAUUGCCUUGACAUCUGCUGGGAGGGCGUUCUGCAGGGCAGGCGCCACUACCGAGAAGGCCCUCUGCCUGGUUCCCUGGUUCAGUGAAAAUUUCAUUCUGUCUGUGAUAAACAAAAAACAAAAAACACCACUUUUAAUUAAGAGACCAGGAAGAACGGAACAAUAAAACAGACUGAAGUGGAGAAAGGGGAAGAACUUACCCCAAAUACAGUAUUAACUGCUUCGUUUGUUUGCUUUCUUCUGCAGCAGAAAACUGGGUCUUUGUUGCUGUUCCAUUGCUACUCAUGCUCCCUGCUGGUGCCUUUAUUGUCUUCUGCUGCUACAAAAAGAUGAAUAAUCCAAUCAAGAUGCCUCAAGCUUUGGUAUGGGUUAUUUAUUUAUUUAUUUAUUUAUUUAUCACUUUCCCCACAAAAGUGAUCCAAAGCAACUUACAAAAAACAAAACACUAAACUCAAGUAUAACAAACUGCUGAUAAAAAUCUAAAAACACAGCUAUACAAAUAAAAAACAAGUAUUCCACUAAAAGGGCACAAAUACCUGAAGCCCUUCAAAUUAAGAGCCAAAAGCCACAGGGAAAAGGGAAGUUUUUGCCUGGCAUUUAAAAAUGGAUGAAGGUGGUGCCAAGCGUGGGGAGGGCAUUCCAGAAGUGGGGAACCAACAUGGAAAAGGCCCAUUCUUGUACUGCCACCCUCUGGACUGACCAUUGAUGAUGACUGUCAGGUUCUGGAUUGGUUCAUGUGGGGAGAGGGCAGUCCUUGAGAUAUUGGGGUCUUGAGUGACAUAAGGCUUUAUAGGUCAAAUCUAGCACUUUGAAUUGAGCUUGGAGACUUAACUGGUAGUGACUGCAGACAUACCAGAAUUGGUUCACUAUCUGGACUCUGAAUUCUGUACCAGCUGCAGUUUCCUAACUGUGGAGGUAAAGGUAAAGGGACCCCUGACCAUUAGGUCCAGUCGUGACCGAUUCUGGGGUUGCGGCGCUCAUCUCGCUUUAUUGGCCGAGGGAGCCGGCGUACAGCUUCCGGGUCAUGUGGCCAGCAUGACUAAGCCGCUUCUGGCAAGCUAGAGCAGUGCACAGAAAUGCCAUUUACCUUCCAGCCGGAGCGGUAACUAUUUAUCUACUUGCACUUUGACGUGCUUUCGAACUGCUAGGUUGGCAGGAGCAGGGACCGAGCAACGGGAGCUCACCCCGUGGCGGGGAUUUGAACCGUCGACCUUCUGAUCGGCAAGUCCUAGGCUCUGUGGUUUAACCCACAGCGCCACCCGCGUCCCUGACUGUGGAGGCAGCCCUACAAAUAACACAUUAAAAUAACCCAACCUAGAUAUUACCAGAUUGAAGACGACAGAAGCUAGGCUGCCCCUGUCCAGAUAGGGGUGCAACUGGGCCACCAGUUGAAGCUGAUAAAAGGUGCUCCAUGUCACCAAGGCCAAUUGAGCCUCAAGCAACCGUAAUGGAUCCAUUAGUACCCCCAAGCUACAUAACUCCACUCAAAGCAGGCUGCAUACCAUCCAUUUGAUCUAGUCCCCCCCCCAACAGUGCCUUGGCCUUGUCAGGAUUAAGUUGAUUGGAUCUCAUCCAGACAUUUACCAAGACAACAUACCAAUCUUGCACAUCUGCUGCCACACUUGCAGAUGUCAAAAGAAGCAAAGCUGUGUGCCACCCACAUUUUGCUCACAUCUUGCUCCAAAAUCCUGGAUGACCUCAGUCGGGGGUUUUGUGUAGAUGUUGAAGAAUGGGAGGAGGAGGAGGAGGAAGGUAGAUUACUUCCCUGUUCUGUGGUUUUUGUCAAAUGGCAAGGUUCUUUCCUCUUGCCAGAGACGUGAACCUGACUGAACCAAAGACUGAAACACCUUUUGUAUGGAACAGAUAGUGCUGCUUUAUACAGUGGUACCUUGGUUCUCAAACACCUUGGUACUCGAACAACUUGGAACCCAAACGCUGCAAACCCAGAAUUAAGUGUUCUGGUUUGCAAACUUUUUCCGGAAGCCUAACGUGCUCCGUUUUGAGAGUUGCACUUCCGAUUUGAGUGCCACACUUCCGUUUUGAGUGUUAUGCUGAGGUAUGUCUGUUUUUCCUAUUUAUUUUGCGCUUUUGUUUUUGCGGCUUUUUUGUUUGUUUUUGCGGCUUUUUUGUUUGUUUUUGCGACUGUGUGGAACCCAGUUCAGAUACUGAUUGAUUGAUUGUGUGGCUGCAGUACGUUGUUUAUUGCUUUCAUUUUAUGGAUCAAUGUUCUCGUUAGAUAGUAAAAUUCAUGUUGAAUUGCUGUUUUAGGGGUUGUUUUUAAAAGUCUGGAACAGAUUGAUCCAUUUUGCAUUACUUUCUAUGGGAAAGCGAGCCUUGGUUUUGGAAUGCUUUGGUUUUGGAACUGACUUUUGGAAUGGAUUAAGUUUGAGAACCAAGGUACCACUGUACUAAGCCAGACACACUUUUGCUCUAUGUGACACAGUGUUGCUACUACCUACAGCUCCUGGUAGACAGGAAGGAAUGCAAGGAUAGUAGAGCUGGCAAUUUUGCUACAUUUUAAAUAUUUGCAAGCACUCAUUUCUGCUUUGCACUUGAUCGCACCAUUUCUUAGGGAUGGGUGAAUCUGUCAAUUUUACUUUCUCUCCAUUUCUCGUUUUUCCAACCUUAAGUUCAGCUCACCACAUUUCUACAUCAUUUUGCAUUUUUUUUAAAAAAGGCGUUAUGACCCCACACAUACACUAAGUAGAACAGAAGCAUUGCCACCCCACCCACCCCACCCCACCCCACUCACCUCUCCCCCCUCCACCUCUUUCCCCCUUUUCUUCCUAAUGCAACACUAAUGUCUCACAACAAAUGAAACUGAUCUGUAGAAAACGCAACUUGAAAAAGCGGAUAUUGCACAUACUUUUGUAAAUCAAGAUAUCAUUAAUAUCUAUAUAUAUACUAUAUAUAUAUAUAUAUAUAUAUAUAUAUAUAUAUAUAUAUAUACUAUCUAUCUAUCUAUCUAUAUAUAUACAUACAUACACACACACACACACACACACACCCCUCAUAUAUAUAUAUGAGGUGUUAUGGGGGAAAAGGCGUUAUGAAAAUUCUUCUGCAUUUUAGUGUGCAUUUCUACUAUCGUAUGUCUUUUUCAAUGCAACGCUGCCUAACACACACAUUUUUGACAGCAAUUUUCCAUAUUGUAUAAAGAAGUUUUGUAUGUUACUUUCGCUAAUAUUUGCAAUUUUACUCACACUCCCCCCUAACACAUUACUUUUUUUGGUCGGAGAAUGGCAUUUCAAAAUGCAGAGACGUGUGAAUUUAAAAUAUAUUUAGGAAGUGCAAACCAGGUAGGUUUGCAAGCUAAUUUCUCCCCCAUCCCGAAAAUCUCCUUAGCUAUUGACCAGUCGCAUAAUCAGUCCUAGUUUAAAGUCAUAUGUCAUGGUGACUUCAAGAUGAAAUGUUGACAUAUUUUAAUCUAUUUUGCUGUUCAUUUUAAUUAUUUUUAAAAAGGUUUUUAAUUCUGUUUAACUGUUUUUACUGAUAAUUUAAAUACUUCCUGUUAACUGCUUAAAGGGGUUUUUUGUUUUUGCAGUCAAGGAAGGUAUAAGUACUGGGAUGCGGGUGGCGCUGUGGGUAAAACCUCAGUGCCUAGGACUUGCUGAUCGUAAGGUCGGUGGUUCGAAUCCCCGCGGCGGGGUGAGCUCCCGUCGUUCGGUCCCAGCUCCUGCCCACCUAGCAGUUCAAAAGCACCCCUAGGUGCAAGUAGAUAAAUAGGUACCGCUUUAUAGCGGGAAGGUAAACGGCAUUUCCGUGUGCUGGCUCGCCAGUUGCAGCUUCGUCACGCUGGCCAUGUGACCCGGAAGUGUCUUCGGACGGCGCCGGCUCCCGGCCUCUUGAGCGAGAUGAGCGCACAACCCUAGAGUCGGUCACGACUGGCCCGUACGGGCAGGGGUACCUUUAGGUAAAUGUUAUAGCCAGAAUUAAAAAUAUCUAGCCAUAUGCCUCUAAAAUGGUCAACCACAUUCUGUCUCCCUAAUUAGGAUUUUUCCAAAGGCCCAACAAAGUUGCUGUUGAUUGGUGAAAGGGAAGCAAUCAAGUUGGAUCCCAUCACGUGUACAGCAGCACUUGUGGAAUCAGGAAGGAGGAACAGGACUGGCUCCCAGAAACACUCAGCACUGAGUCCUUCUGUGCCGUCAGAAGAAAGUGAGGAAGAUGAGGAAGAUGACGAUGACGAUAGCGGAAGCCCCAUACCCUACACGGAAGUGCUUCGAUUCCAGAAGAAAAGCUUGAACUGCCAAAUGGCCAACAUGUGCCUGGAAGCACCUCUGCCAUCUUCCGGCUAUGGAAGUUCUCAGUCAGGUUUGCCAGAUUUAACUGUGCUUGGGGUCCCUGCUUCAACAGAGUGGGUGACAGGGGAGUCUUCUUCUGGGUUCCAAGAGAAUGAGGGGACCUCAAGUUCUGAGAGUUCCUCUGUGGAGGAAUCCCUUGGGUUUCCAGUUGGCUUUCCAACUGCUGGAGGAAAAGGAUGGGAUGAAGAUAUAGACUUCUCGUCAGUAUUGAUAGAAGGUUCUGGCAUUAACCUUUCCACUGGGAAGCAAUUCGCACCUGUGAGAGGUCAUCCGGAAGAAAACUGUGCCAGCCUGGAGGACUUGAAGAUACCUCUCUUUGGGAUGCUAGGCAACCAGGACUCCUGUGGGUUCCAUUUUGAGGAGCAGUUUGUAGACGAAAGAGGUUCUGAAAAGGACUCCAGUGGUUGUGGAAGUCUCGUGGAUGAAAUACCUCUUCUGGACGUGCCUUGCAUGGGAGCCUUAGAACCUGGGCUGCUUGGAGAAAACAGAGACUUGGAAUCAGGCUGUACUCCAGAACCCAAAUUCCAUGGGUAUCGGCCAAGGCACACGCAUUAUAUUGCAAGAACCUGAUUUGGAUGCCCUGAAAUGGAUUUCCCUAGUCAUAGAAUCUUAGGAUCACAGCCGUUUCACCAGUACCAGGGUGGUGAACUUUGCACUGAAAGAUCUGAAUUCUACAAUAGGGAAGUUAACCAUUAUACAGAAUCCAAUUCAGUCCAAGCUCAUGUUGUUUUCUUUAAUCCUCACCCCCAUCCCAUAAUGAACAAGGUGUGGGAAGAGAAAGGUGCCUCCUGCUUAAGAGUUUUAGCCCCAUGCUGUAGCAAAAGCUUCUACAUUGAUUCCAGGGGCCAGCUCAGCAGUCACAAAGAAAGCCAGGAGAAUAAAUGUGUUAAUUUACGGUGCAAUCCUAUAUAUGCUCACUUGGAAGUACAGUGGUGCCUCGCAAGACGAAAUUAAUCCGUUCUGCGAGUGUCUUCGUCUAGCGGUUUUUUUGUCUUGCGAAGCAACCCUAUCAGCGGCUUAACGGAUUAGCGCUGUUAGCGGUUUAGCGGCUAUUAAAGGCUUAUCGGUUUAUCGGCUUAGCUGCUAAAAGGCUAUUAAAGGCUUAGCGGCUUAGAUAAAGGGGGGGAAAGUGAAAAAAAAAUCUCAAGACUCGCAAGACAUUUUCGUCUUGCGAAGCAAGCCCAUAGGGAAAUUCGUCCUGCGAAGCAACUCAAAAACGGAAAACCCUUUCGUCUAGCGGGUUUUCCGUCUUGCGAGGCAUUCGUCUUGCGGGGCACCACUGUAUGUCAUGGGCACAGGGUGGAACUGUCAAUUCAAUAAACAGAUCUACGUCUAAAUUCCGUUGUUGGGACAAAAAAAAAAUCCUCUCUGCUGAGCAAAAGAGGCCUUCUGAAGUCCCAAGCUGUUGUAAGUGUUCUAAAUGCAUUUGUUAAUUUAUAUUGUUAAUAUAUUGUUAGAUGUGUGUACAUACCUCAUAUAUUUAUCAAUCUGGUGCCCCAGAUAUUUUGGACAGUUCCCAUUUAGGCUACAAUUCCCAUCAGCCCCAGCCAGGGUUGUGUUGGCGGGGCCACUGACAGUUGUGAACCAAAACAUUUGCAAGGCAACAGGUUGGCAAAGACUCUUGCGCAGAGUUUACCAUGCACUGUCGCCCUCUGGUGGUGACAGCCAGCCCUACAGGCUGCUGAAUCUUGUGAACCUUGCGUUGAGGCUGGCAGAUAGCUUUGCCACGAAGCUUUGCUCUGAAGGUACAACGGUCCAAACCAACAAAUCCAGCCAUGGUUCUUUCUGACAACCUCGUCUCCUGUCCUCUUCCACAUGACCUGAAGCAGGUUAGCUAUUGGGAUGAGGAUAAUGUGUGGCAGGUACCUGGAGGGAAAGUUCUUUUCCCUUGUGUCUUUCUCUCUCCAGCCCCAGCUCUUUAAAAGGAGGUGGAGGGAGAGAGGAGGUUGGCAAAUGGAGGUCAAGAUAGCAGCCCUCAAAUGGGCAUCUGGAGUCUUCCUGGUGUUAAUCCCUCUUUGGAUAGAUAGAAAGUUUUAUUUGGGUUUUCACAGUAUUAUAAUAAAAGCAAUACAGCCUUCUGCUCCCUUCCCUGUUCCUUCCCUUCCUCGCGCCUUGUUGUUACAGCCUUUUUGCUUCUGAUGUGCAGUUGUUUUGACAUGUUUAUACAGUGUUGGGGUUCACAUGCUCAGAUAAGGGCUAGGAAAAACGAGCGUCACCGCUCUCCUUGAGCCCCAGAUUAAGAUCUGUUAACCGGAGAUGCUUCCAUUACUGUGUUGUGCCUCCCACAUUUCGAGACAUGAAUAUUAUGUUCAAGGACAUUGGCUAGUUCUUUGCAAUGAUUCUAUGAUUCCUCCAGAGAAAACAAAUCUACCUCGCCCAAAGCUGCUUCCCACCUUCCUUUUUAUUGCCAAGCCAAGUGCGCUUGAAACCACCAUGCACACCCACCCUUGGUAACACUUUGGGUAAUUCAAACAGUAUUUUCUAAAGGAAGUUUUACUGUGACAGAGUCUGACACACGCACACAUUUGAAGUGUAACCUUGCACGCUCUUCUCGCUUGAUUUCUUUUGGCAGGAGAAGUGGUUCCUUUCCCUGCAUAUUGACAGGUGGUAUUUCUCCUUAGAAUGAAAAAUACGGUUGAGGAAUCACCAGGUUGGAAGCUGAGACUUCCAGGUAUAGGGCCAUAUUCAAUAAAUAAUAAUAACUGGCAACCCUAUCAAUAAAAUGGGAAGUGUGUCACUUUAUGUGUAUAAUGUUGAAUUGUAUUGUUAUUUGCAUUGCUAAAUAAUGUAUGUUUUUAUAGCCAUAAAUAGGCUACAAAUAAACUUUUACAGGGGAAAAAUA